Puntigrus tetrazona (Sumatra barb) is the source of this 3116-nucleotide messenger RNA. RefSeq names its product septin 15 (gene septin15). Gene Ontology annotation, molecular function: GTP binding; GTPase activity; molecular adaptor activity. Gene Ontology annotation, biological process: cilium assembly; cytoskeleton-dependent cytokinesis. Gene Ontology annotation, cellular component: cell division site; septin ring; septin complex. The record is from RefSeq and is a predicted model, not a curated record. NCBI's taxonomy places the organism in Eukaryota, Metazoa, Chordata, Actinopteri, Cypriniformes, Cyprinidae. Bases 240 to 1541 code for a protein of 433 amino acids. The transcript has 14 exons.
UCGAGGAGGAGGACAAUCGCCUUUCAUGCUCGCAGCAUUGUAACAUUUUUCCCCGGCCGAUGCUCGCAUGCUUGUUUUUGUCCCGUGCACGUUCACCUUGCUUAAAAACCCAUUCACUUAAUCCAAAUCCGAAUCAGCCGUUGGGGUUCAUCAUCGCUUCAGCACGCGACCCUUUUUGAGUCGACUCAUCUUUUUAUGCCUGAUCUAUUGGGAUUCGGAGUGGGUGUUGUCACAGGACAAUGAUCGAGAGACCCGACUCAGCUGUUUCCAGCGUUGCGCAGAGGAAUCUGGAGGGUUAUGUCGGCUUUGCCAACCUCCCCAACCAGGUGUACAGGAAGUCUGUGAAGAGGGGGUUUGAGUUCACGCUCAUGGUUGUCGGUGAGUCUGGACUGGGCAAAUCCACGCUUAUCAAUUCCCUCUUUCUGACAGACCUGUACUCCAAAGACUACCCUGGCCCAUCUCAAAGGAUCAAGAAGACUGUUCAGGUGGAACAGUCCAAAGUGCUGAUAAAAGAGGGGGGCGUCCAGCUCACGCUGACCAUCGUCGACACACCAGGGUUUGGAGAUGCAGUGGACAACAGCAACUGCUGGCAACCUGUCAUCAACUACAUCGACAGUAAGUUCGAAGACUUCCUCAAUGCUGAAUCCCGGGUAAACAGGAGGCAGAUGCCUGACAACAGGGUGCACUGCUGCUUGUACUUCAUCGCCCCCUCUGGUCACGGGCUGAAGCCUCUUGAUAUCGAGUUUAUGAAGCGUCUUCAUGACAAAGUCAACGUUAUCCCGCUCAUCGCCAAGGCCGAUACUCUCACGCCAGAGGAGUGCCAGCUGUUCAAGAAACAGAUUAUGAAGGAGAUACAGGAACACAAAAUCAAGAUCUACGAGUUUCCCGACACGGAGGACGAUGAGGACAGCAAACUGAUCCGAAAGAUAAAGGAGAAGAUGCCUCUGGCCGUGGUUGGUAGCAACGUAGUGAUCGAAGUGAAUGGCAGGAAGGUCAGAGGGCGUCAGUACCCCUGGGGUGUGGCAGAAGAGGGCAUUAUUGUGGAGAACGGUGAGCACUGUGACUUCACAGUCCUGAGGAACAUGCUCAUCAGGACGCACAUGCAGGACCUGAAGGACGUGACCAAUAACGUUCACUAUGAAAACUACCGGAGUAAGAAACUAGCAGCCGUCACCUGCAACGGGGUCGAUGCCACCAAGAACAAGGGCCAGCUCACAAAGAGUCCCCUGGCCCAGAUGGAGGAGGAGAGGAGGGAGCAUGUGAUGAAGAUGAAGAAGAUGGAGACAGAGAUGGAGCAGGUCUUUGAGAUGAAGGUCAAAGAAAAGAAGCAAAAGCUGAAGGACUCUGAGGCAGAGUUGGAGCGGCGUCACGAACAGAUGAAGAAGAAUCUAGAAGCUCAGUAUAAAGAGCUUGAGGAGAAGAGGCGCCAGUUUGAGGAGGAAAAAGCCAACUGGGAGGCCCAGCAACGCAUCCUGGAGCAGCAGAAACUUGAUGCAUCAAAGACAAUGGAAAAGAACAAGAAAAAAGGAAAAAUCUUUUAAGGCAUCAUGAAGCUCCAUUCCUUACAAACCCAGAAACUCCUUGCAUCUCUUUUGAUGCUAUGAUGUGAUGUCCUAUGACCCCAUAAGAAACACUCUCCGGGAGGGAUAUGGUACAGUUUACUGCACGUUCCAUUGCAUAAACAAAAGCUAUGAAAUUCAGGAUAUUUUUAUAAUCACAUCCACGCACAACUUUAUCUCCCUCUUCUGGUCAGCUAUAAUAUAACGCCACAUGCGCUUUUCGUCAAGAGCACGUUUUCAACCGUUCGAUUCGAAUGACAACAUCGACCGACAUUCGUUUUAAUAACUUUUAAUUCCAGUAAUUACAAACAAAACUUGAUCGCGUGAUCAUUUCUGACAGAACAGAGCCAUUUCGAUCUCGCACGUUCACACGUCUUGGUGAUAAGAAGGUCUCGUGGUAGGUUUGCAUGGGUGAGACAGAGAAGGAGACAGACGGACGGAAGCAAGUGCGACGCGUUUAAGCAUGUAUGUCUUCGUAAAAAGCAACGCUAUGGAUAGAAGGUCUCGUGACUGGUGUGUUUCUUCGGGGGUCAUAAACAUUAAAAGACUUGUUUUAACAUUAUUGCACAGCUAAAUUAUGACAAUAACAGUUUUCCAUGUUUUUUAAACCCAUUUGCCGGCUGUGUACGUAGAUAACUGUGUCCCUACCAUAGAUGGUGUUAUACAAAAUGGCAUGAUUGUCGAUAACAAUAGUCAUUUUAUUGAUAUGGAUGGAUAUAAAAGAAUUACAAUAAUAUUAUAGGAUGUUGCUCGAACAUUCUGCCUUAAAACUGCAGACUGUUUCUGCUCACGUUUUGUUUUAUUUUUUUUUUUAUUUUUAUUAUUGUGAUCCGAUUACGUCCCUCGAUCUAUACCUAAACUGAUCUGAGACCAGUUUGUUUCAUUUUAAUAGUUGGGACUUGGAUUUUUAGCUGUUGGGGCUGGUCCUAGAUCAGGGCCUGAUGGUCAGUUUUAACCCGAGUGAGUUCAGUGUAUCUAAACGGAUGUUAUUUUAGCCAUACUUACCCUUUGUAAUAAACCCGCUUUACGUUCCAAGCGGAAAUGAGAAUGGAAGAGCUCUUUUGUUCCUGUUGGAUAGUUUUAGAUUUAUUACACGCAGGCUCCAGGUCUUAACACAUGCCAAACAGCAACGUAUAGACGGCAAGGUGCACAAAACUCUUAAUGCAAAGGGCAAUAAACGGUCCCCGUGCGCCUCAUGUGAUCACACACUAUUAUAUAUUUUGCAGGUUUGUCAUUAUGCAAGUUUGAAAACACUCCGUUCUUCCUGUCGUGGAUCGCUAAGCCACGCAGAUGCUCUGAAGUACGUGUCUAGUUUAUGGUUUUCAUAGAACAGUAUUCUGGGUAAAGAAAAAAAAAACUUUCUUUGACCACUCUACGCUUUUUUUUUUUUUUUUUUAAAUAGUAGACCUGAACAUGGCUUUAGAUAUGUUUGUUUUCUUAUUAUUUUUUGUAUAUGUAUUCAAUUUUCAAUUUCCGAUUGUAUUUCUUCAUGUUUUAUCUUCAACUGUUAUUCUUUCUGCCUAACUGUACAAUAUUAAACAUGAGAUGUUAUGCUGA